Molecule: messenger RNA, 456 nt
Organism: Lepus europaeus (European hare)
Lineage: Eukaryota; Metazoa; Chordata; Mammalia; Lagomorpha; Leporidae
Product: cilia- and flagella-associated protein 90-like
Exons: 1
Coding region: 1-456 (151 amino acids)
Source: RefSeq, a predicted model, not a curated record
AUGGACCGGGAUGGCCUGGAGGAAGAAGAGGAGAUCACAGCCACCACACUGCAGGCCAGGCCGCGGCCACUGCCCAUCUCGGCUCUCUCGGCCUUCAGCUACGUCCCGCCUUGGUGCCUGGACCGCAAGGAGUACAGCUACUACUACCGCCAGGGCCAGAAGGGGAUUAUUUCCCUCUACGACUGCGUUUUUGAGAGGAAGCUCGAUUAUAAUCAGAAACUGCACCGAGAUGACAGAGAGCACACAAAAGACCUGGGACUUCACGUUAACAAGGAGGAACAAGAGAGGCCCGUGGGCAUGCUGGCCUCCUCCGUCUAUGGGAGACGCAUCCACCAGCCCGUGGAGCCACUGAACUGGGACUUCCGCAGUACCAACCAUGUGCAGGCUGCCUUCUACCGGAAGAACGACAUCCCCAGCAUCAAGGCACCUGGCUUUGGGCACAUCGCUCCAGCCUGA